AGACAUGGUGUAAUAUCUACUGGAAAUCCUUGUCCCAUAUGUAGAGACGAAUAUCUUGUAUUGGGUCAUAGAAACGUCAAGCUACUUGAACAAUUUAUUAACAAAUACAAUGGAGAUGUCCUAAGUUACUCACAAACAGGUAUCUGUCAAAAGAGACACAAACAACUCUUAGUUGCAAUAAGCAGAGCCAAGGAUUAUGGAACUAUUACGUUUGAUGUCCCUAUAAGACAUUAUAAUUAUUCUGAGUGGAACAAAUAAUUAAUUAUUUUUAUAUAUACUUCUCUAUCAAAUAUGAAUAAGUCCAAGAAAUAUAUGGAAAAGAAAAUAGAAUCCACCUUUGUCAUAGUGGGAGGUGGUAUAGCUGGAGUAUCUUGUGCUGAAGGAUUAAGCUUUCUUGCUCCAGAAGAAAAUAUAAUUCUAAUUACUGCUAGUCCUCUCAUAAAGGCCGUGACAAAUAUAAUUCCACUAGGCAAAACAUUAAUGCAUUUUGAUGUAGAAGAGAAAAGCGCAACAACAUUAGACAAGAAAUAUAAAAUGUUACAAGUUAUUCAUGAUACUGUAAUCAAGAUCGAUACUAUUGGAAAAUUAGUAGAAAUUAGCAACGGAGAGAUUAUAAGUUUCAAAAUUUUGUGCCUUUGUACUGGCGCAAAACCGAAAUUGAUAGCAGAAAAUAAUGAUCUUAUUGUAGGUAUUCGUGAUACAGAAUCUGUACUACAGUUUUCUCAAAAGCUUAAAAAUGCCAAAAGAAUCAUAAUUGUUGGUAAUGGAGGAAUUGCUACUGAAAUUGUAUACGAGAUUAAAGGCGUAGAAAUAAUCUGGGUAAUUAAAGAUAAACACAUUUCUGCAACAUUUGUGGAUCCUGGAGCCGCCGAAUUCUUCUUAAACAAAAUUUAUUCCAAAUCCGAUACAUCAGAUAACAAAAACAUGCCAAGCAAAAGAAUGAGGUAUGUAGUGUCAGAUACUACAUCAGUUAAAAACGGAGCUGCUCUUGGUCCAGAUUGGCACAACAGUUUUGACAUUAGUGGUACAUGUUUUACAUCUAAAAAUGUACAUGUCGAGUAUGAAUGUGAAAUAUCGAAAUUACUUACUUCCGAUGAACAAAAGCAUCUUAAUUCUACAGAAAAAUGGCCAAUUUAUGCACAAUUAACAAAUGGUAAAAUUAUCGGGUGUGAUCUUAUUAUCUCGGCAACAGGUGUUAUUCCAAAUUCCGACAUAUGUGGAUUAGAAAAUCUCAAAAAAGGAGAGGACACUGGAUUAUUAGUAGAUUGGAAGUUAGAAACUUCAGAAAAGAACAUCUAUGCUGCUGGAGACGUGUGUACCGCAGAUUGGUCAAAAGCGAAACAUUGGUUUCAGAUGAGAUUAUGGACACAGGCUCAUCAAAUGGGUCGUUACGCCGCAAAGUCAAUGGUUUCGAAUUUAAGAAACGAAGAAUUCUUACAAGAUUUCUGCUUUGAACUCUUCACUCAUGUGACUAAAUUUUUUACUUACAAAGUUAUCUUACUUGGUUUGUAUAAUGGACAAACUUUGGGAAAGAAUUAUGAGAUACUUUUGCGAACUACUAAAGAUCAAGAAUAUGUUAAAAUUAUUCUACAAGAUGGCAAAAUGCAGGGCGCGGUUCUCAUUGGAGAAACAGAUUUGGAGGAAAUGUGUGAAAACUUGAUUCUUAAUCAGUUGGACUUAAGCAUGUAUGGAGAAGAUUUGUUAAAUCCUAAUAUCGAUAUUGAAGAUUAUUUUGAUUAAAGUGCAUUAAAUUAAUAUGUGUAUCUCUUUUACUUCAGUUUUACCGAACUUAUUGUAAUAAAACUUGAU
This is a messenger RNA of Camponotus floridanus (Florida carpenter ant), 1809 nucleotides long. RefSeq names its product pyridine nucleotide-disulfide oxidoreductase domain-containing protein 1 (gene Pyroxd1). Lineage: Eukaryota; Metazoa; Arthropoda; Insecta; Hymenoptera; Formicidae. Gene Ontology annotation, cellular component: mitochondrion; ribosome. The record is from RefSeq and is a predicted model, not a curated record. Gene Ontology annotation, molecular function: structural constituent of ribosome; flavin adenine dinucleotide binding; oxidoreductase activity. Gene Ontology annotation, biological process: mitochondrial translation. The transcript is spliced from 2 exons. Bases 292 to 1740 code for a protein of 482 amino acids.